This is a messenger RNA of Hypoxylon trugodes, 450 nucleotides long. RefSeq lists its product as uncharacterized. The record is from RefSeq and is a predicted model, not a curated record. NCBI's taxonomy places the organism in Eukaryota, Fungi, Ascomycota, Sordariomycetes, Xylariales, Hypoxylaceae. The transcript has a single exon. Bases 1 to 450 code for a protein of 149 amino acids.
AUGGCACCUUUCCGAUUUCAAGUAUUAAACAUGUUCAGGAUGCCGUGGAAAGGCCUUCGAGUCAUCCUCGAGUUACCCGGCUCGCCAUCUCUUCUAUAUACAGCCGAGACAACGGAGGAUUUCAUCGAGAGCUGGUAUCCCAUCAUAUCCGAGUUACAAGAUCCUUCUCCGUACGGUGAAUUGGUCGAUAUCAAGCCCAACCAAACGUACCGGGUCACCGUCCAUAUUUAUCCGUGGUACCAGUGUCGAUGGCCUCAAGUAUCUUUUGAUACCCGAGGAGAAUCUCAGAUCACCACACUGUGCGUCAGCCCAUACGGUUAUAACGUCUCCGUUAAACGCGUGCCUUUGCCUUUAUCUGCCAUGGAUUGUUUUCUUCAUUCGGAGUCAAUGGUUGGAGAUGUAAGAGAUGAUCAUAUGGAUGAGAUGAUGAUGAUGGAUUUAUCAGGUUAG